Molecule: messenger RNA, 1272 nt
Organism: Anneissia japonica
Lineage: Eukaryota; Metazoa; Echinodermata; Crinoidea; Comatulida; Comatulidae
Exons: 1
Coding region: 1-1272 (423 amino acids)
Source: RefSeq, a predicted model, not a curated record
AUGUAUGACAGGGUCGACCUUAACUACCUCCAAAGUCAAAUUUCACAAAAGUUCUCGCACUUUACUGACUCAAUGCAAAUCAACUCAGCUAUUGAUGAGUAUAAUUCCUCACUCACCUUACUCAGGGAUGAACUCGCUCCACUGAAAACCGUAUGUGUGUCAGAUCGCAUAUCAUCUGAAUGGUUUAAUACAGUAUGCCGUGAUGCCAAAAGGAAUAAGCGAAGAGCAGAACGUAAAUGGCGAAAGUCUAAAACACACGCAAGUCUUCUUGCUUACCAGAAAAAGUGCAUUGAGUAUCAUCGUGUACUGGUUGAAGAACGCACCGCCUCCAUUCAGGCCCAAGUAGAUAUCUGUGGUCAAAAACGCCUGUUUAAGAUUGCUAGAAAGCUUCUUGGUAACUGCGCUGCUGAUCUUUUUCCAACUGCUGAGAGCCACCUUCAGCUGGCCAAUGAUUUCGAUGCAUUCUUUAUUCAGAAGGUUAAACGUCUGCGUAACAAAAUCACACCAAGUGAGUCAUCGCCCAGCUUUGGGCUUCCUACUUCUUCUCCUGCUCUACAGCUUUCGAAAUUUGAGAGUUUUAACUUACUGAACAAUGAAGAUGUUAUUGACAUUGUCAAGUCCAUGGAAACUAAAACCUGUGACUUAGACCCUUUUCCGACUAAUAUUUUAGUGUCUCUGCCCACUACUAUGAUUAGUCUCUUUCGGAAACUCAUUAAUUCCUCCCUGUCUUCUGGCUUAUUUCCUGAGGCACUGAAGCUUGGCUUGGUAUCACCUAUUUUGAAGAAACAUCAGAUUGACCAUACUGAAUUUUCUAAUUUCCGACCUAUAACCUCCAUUCCAUUUAUUUCCAAAAUAUUCGAGAAGGUUGUUGUCUCCAAACUAGUCAAGCAUCUUGAUGACAAUGGUCUUAACGACCAAUUCCAGUCAGCAUACAGAAAGUUUUUUAGUACAGAAACCGCCAUACUGAAAGUCCAUGAUGACAUUAUGCAAGCUCUUGAUACAGGUGAAUGUAUUUUAUCGGUAUAUUUAGACAUGUCUGCUGCAUUCGAUACUAUUGAUCAUAAUAUUCUUCUUAAUCGCUUAAUUGACAUUGGUAUCUCUGGUUCUGCACUCGGUUGGUUCCAGUCGUACUUAAUAUCACGACGCCAAUGUGUUAAAAUUAAAUCGUCUAUUUCUGAUCCUGUUUUCUUAGAAUGUGGCGUCCCACAGGGAUUCAACUCUGGGUCCUGUCCUCUUCACCAUUUACAUCUGUCCCCUCAGCAAUAUCAUUAG